AUGUGCUCACCUGCCAUGAUCUUGCAAGGGUUAUUCACAGUUGCAAUGAACUGCUUGUCUGAUUUAGGUUGUACUACGAUGUGUGUAGGACUCUUUCUGCGAUGACUUUAGCCAGGCGCUUGGCUGCGUUGGGGACUCUCAUAUCCCUUCACAAGUUCCCGAUUCGCAGCCCACAUAUGAGUCCAAGGUCACCCCUUUGUAUGUGUCUGGCCUGGGGGCUCAGGUAGCGGCAGAGGUGGCGGCUAGGCUGGCCACCUCUAAGAAGAACAAGAACCGCAAGGAAGUGGAGAGGGCCUUGAAGACCGGGCUGGAAAGGAAUGCCACCACGAAAUGGCUUCCAUUCAUGUCCAGCUUCGUGUUGGAGAAGAUGUGCGGCUUGAUCCAGAGCGGAGUGGGAAUUGACAAAGGCUUCAAGGAAGUCCAUCUCAAUACUGUGGCGAAGGGCCUAGCUGACCACUGUGGUGUGACCGUCCGCUCCAUUUAGGUGUACAACCACCUGAGAAAGUGUAGGCAGAGGUGGCUCACCAUUAGCAGGCUCCGCGAUCUAAGCGGUGCUCAGUGGUGCGAGGACACCAAAUGCAUCGUCCUUGAGGGUGAGCACUACUGCGGGCACGUCGAGGAUCACCCAAAAGGACGCGGAGUUCCUGAAUGUGCCCAUCGCCAACUACAACGAGAUGCACACCAUCUUCUCCUUCGGCCUCGUCACCGGCAAGUACGCCAUGGGAUCUAGUGAGCCCCUGGGCUCGCCUACACCACCUCCUGCACCUGAGGAUGCUGACACCCAGGAGUCCGACAGGGUCAACCUCGAUGUUGACAAGCCCGCCGACGCGCCUGAGAAGCCGACCGCCGGCAAGAGGAAGAGAGGUGCCUUCGCAAACGACGAGCUGGUGGCCUUCACCAACACGGCUGUUGCUGUGAAGGAGGUCGCACAGGCCAUCCGGGCGAACAAGCCCACGGACAUGCACCCCGACAUGUACAAUGCGGUCAUGGACAUGCUUGGCUUCACCGAGGAUGAUCUCAUGGUCGCCUCAGCCACCUCAUCGACCACAAGGCCCAGGGAUACAACUUCGUCGGCAUGAUCGAGCCACACCGCGUCCUCUGGCUGAGGAACUACCUUGGCAAGUACCACAACAAGGUGUAGUGGUGCCCUUGAGGGGGUGGAUCAGGGUUGCAUGCAUGGAGAUGGUGAUGAUGAUGAUGAUGAUGAGGUAUAUUCUGGCAGUAGCUAGGAUGAAAAACAUUUGGCCUCCUUUUAUAAGUAUGAUGAGGUGGUAUAUACUAACCCCUCAGGUGAUGGUGAACUUUGCGGUGUUAGGAUGAGACACCCACUUUUGUUGUGGUGGUA
Molecule: messenger RNA, 1345 nt
Organism: Lolium perenne
Lineage: Eukaryota; Viridiplantae; Streptophyta; Magnoliopsida; Poales; Poaceae
Source: RefSeq, a predicted model, not a curated record